GGCUGGGGGCGGGGCCCGGGCUGAGGGAGCGGGGCCGGCGCGACGCCGGGCGGGGGGCGGUGAGCGGAGGGGCCGGCGCGGCGGCGGGAGCAGGGGCGCCUCUCCGUCCCGCGGGUUGCGGCUGCCGGGAGCCGCCCGGCCGCCCCCGCCCGCCGCGGCGGGAACUGCAGGUCCCGCGGCCCCGCGCGGGGCGGUGCCGGCCGCCAUUUCCGCGGCGCGCGCGGCGGCCGCCAUGCCGAUGAAGGGCCGGUUCCCCGUCCGGCGGACGCUGCAGUACCUCAGCCAGGGCGACGUCAUCUUCAAGAGCGCGGUGAAGGUGAUGACGGUGAACUACAACACGGCGGGGGAGCUCAGCGAGGGGGCGAGGAGGUUUGUGUUCUUCACCAUCCCGCAGAUCCAGUACAAGAACCCCUGGGUGCAGAUCAUGCUCUUCAGGAACAUGACGCCCUCGCCCUUCCUCCGCUUCUACCUCGACACCGGAGAACAAGUUUUGGUCGACGUAGAAGAUAAAACCAACAAGGAGAUAACAGAGCACAUUAAAAAAAUCUUGGGGAAAAGCAAAGACACACUCGAAAAAGAGGAAAAAGAAAGAAAAAAACUAUCACAUCCUGGAACUUUUGGUCCCAAGAAAUACCAUCUGCGCGAGUGUAUGUGUGAAAUAGAAGGGCAAGUUCCCUGCCCUGCUUUUGUACCACUGCCCAAAGAAAUGAGGGGCAAAUACAAAGCUGCUAUGAAAAAUGAAGCAUCAGCCUGAUACCUCAAGUCAGGCAGUUGUGUUCCUUCACGGUUGGAUGAUAAAGGUGCUUCAGUGAGAGACAGCAGUAUCAGCUCCUGGAAGAAGGAAAAAGUAAGCUUAUAUAAUAUAGACAUCCUUGCUUCAUAAUUCUUCACCCAGCUACAACUAGAAUAAUUCAAGUGAAAAAUAUUCUUAAAUAAAUCUAAGUUAAAAAAAAUUAUUUGUGCUAGUUUUAAAAAGCAUUGCAGUCAACUGUGCUGAAAGCAAGAAGGAAAAUGGUAUGACCAGAGUCCUGUUUCCUACUCAUGCCUACUUCCAUAUGGUCACAUCACUUUAUAAAUUCAAAAACACUGUCAUGUUUGCUAUGAGAUGGAGAAAAUAAGCUAAAAAAGUUAAUUUAGCCCUAGAAUUCCAAAGAUUUAAAGGCAGUCUAAACAUGUUCCUGCUGCUCUGUCUUGUAAUAAAGGAACACAGCUAAAUCGUAACAUAAUCCCAGGCUGAAAGUAAGUGCUGAGUUUUCUUAUUAAACUGAUGUAGUUACCAUGCACAAACAGUUAAAAGUCUCAUUUUUAAAAACAGUAAAACCUUUGCAGUUCACACUGCAGCUUUGAGAGGCAUUGAUAAAAUGAAGAAUACUGUAUCAGCAGUAAAGAGGAAUUUUUAAAUUUAGUAUUUGAAACGUGUGCUCUAUAGUUAUCUUUAUUAUCCUCCCGAAAUUUUGUUUUAAACUAUUCUUUUAAAAAUGAAGACAAUCUCAGAAACAGACUGAUUCUUCAACAAUCAUGCUUACGGAAACUGUAUUUAGAGGUUUUAUCAACUUAAGUAAAUUCUAGCCAAGUCCAUUAUGCUUCAGACUCCAAUGAUGCUGUGUACCUUCCCUCAAAUAUCCUGCAUGUGCGCACACACACACACACACACAGAAACCCCACACGCAAAACUUCAGAUCAUAACUUCUAAAGUUAGACUUCUACCUCACCAGACUUCUAUGUCACCAAUUAACCUAUACUGAUACAGUAUAGAACUACUACAGACAGUAUUAUAGUGCUUGGAAUUAGCCUGACUGGGUGGUUUGUGCAACUACCUUAUAUGCUUGAAUUAUAGUAAGAAUGUUUCAGCAUUUCUCAGCUAAUAGUUGAAUAUAAGAUUUUGCCCUGAUCCAAGCCUGCUUUAAAAAUGAUCACUGACAUAAACAGCACAAAAUAAACAUGUUAUUUUAUUUCGUCUCUUACAAAGUUUCCAGAGUAGUGCAUGCAAUUUUAACAAAUGUCAAUGCUAGUUACUUAGCUUUAUAGUUAAGAUGUCUUCAUUUUAUUGUGCCUUGUAAGUUCCACAGCAGUCCAAAUACCAGCAUAAGGUUUUCCCUUUGGAGUCUUAUGACUUUAAUGUUAGAUGUCUAGUAUAUCACUUAACACUGACAAAGAUCAUGAGGUAUGCUAGUCUUUUAUCUGCUUGUAAAAAUUAUUACAUAUACAAUAAGGAUAAUUUAUUAGUGUAUUAGACUGUAAAAUAUAAACAAGGCAGGAUAUUUGCAACAAGGGGAAAAAAAACAAACACUUUUUAAUGUACAAGCUGAAGCCACUGAAAUAUUCGUUUCAUGUUGAGACCAAAAGAUGUUCUGAGAUAUAAUGCAGGGAAUAAUUUUCUUGACUAGCAAACAGAUCUGUCUUAAAUAACUAUUUUAUAGUAGUUCUUUUAAAACAAAAAAUUCCAGGGAUUAAGAUUAGCUUUGUUAACACAUAUUCCUGCUGCCUUCAUAAACCUCGUGCCACCGUUCAGUAGUUGAGUUCUCUCUGUUUACAAAUCAGAGUCCUCUGUUCUUCAUUUCACUUAGUGCAAAAUAACACUCAAGGGCUCACUGAUCUGUAAUUAAAGAUAUUUCAGUAUAAAAGCGUUAGGAAUUUGCCUUUAAUCAAGACAACCAGUUCUGCAUACCUUACAGCUUCAGACUUAGGCUACUAGUAUGAAGGUCAGUUGUCCUUAAGUGUCUGCUCUAAGUUAUUUUGAUCAGUUAUUAGUGUCACUAAGUGAGGAUAUGAAUUUUUAUGGAAAUUCUAGAAGUCCCUACGUCCGCUUAUUAACAACAAAAUAAAACUACAGUUCCUACUGUUUAGGUAGUACAACUGUUUUGUGUCUAAAAUCCUAUCCAAUGCUUGGACUAUAGCUAUGCUAUUCAUGUAUUAUCAGAGGCAUAGUUAAAAGCAAUGUCCCAUUCCAUAAGAGUUUGCACUCCUGAGUAAGCCUAAUGGUAUUAGUGCUAUAUAGUGUGAUCUGCCCGAUUUUCCUCUAUUUCAACUUUAAAUAAGUACACCCUUUAGGCUAACCCCUCCCCAUCACCCUUUCAAACACUGAUGUCUGAUGAUGGGGCUCUGACUUUCAAGGACAAAAAUCAAAGCAGCUCAGGCUCAGUGUUUUGCAAAGAUGCAGGCUCACCUGUCACUGAAGUGAUCCUACAUUUUUAGAUACUAAUCUUCAGAUGCCCAGCUCUAAGCCCUUGUGCAUCACAGGCACUGACCUUCACCCACAGUCAUACCCUGGAUCACAAACCAUAAGCAAGGCUCUUGAUUUGGAGCUGCUUAUUUAAGACAGACAUGCUUAUAGUUUCUUCUAAGAGGAAUUAAAUAUAAAAUAGAACUGCCUUUUGGUACUAUCACAGCCACAGACUUUGUCCUCCAACUUCCACAGAAUUCCAGUUUAGUGGCACUUCAGCUUUCCCUUGUAAACAAGAUUUCUUUUCCUUGAAUGCUAAGCACAGAGGGUUCCAGUCUCACGGAUACUGGAAACAUGAUCAUUCUGUCACCCAGAGAAUACGAAGGAAUGUGCAGGUUCCAUCAGAUAACUAGGAAUUGGAAGGUUACCCUUGAUACUAUGUUUUGAAGUGGUACUAGCCUGAUGCUCUUUUUGCUGGAAAUGAGUGUUUAAAUACUCGUUCCCACACAAGCAGGUCUCUGACCAUGGCAUAGCUUGCUUUAUUACCCUGUAACCUGUGCCCAGAGCAUCUGGGAAGCUAGAAGCGAUGAAAAGGCAGCCUCCAAAGUUUACCUGGGAAUUUUUAUAAACACAGAAGAGUUACUCAUAUGAGAUCAGUUUUCAAGUUCUUUUUAUAGUCUUGAAGUCCCUUUUAUGUAUUAGCAUUGCACAGAAUUCAUCUGCAGCCUGUAAUAUCCUGCAGCUCAAAGAAUCAGUAGCCUUUUAACGGCUUAACACAUUAAGGCAAUUAAGUUAGCCUGUAACACCUGCACUGUUGUUAUCAGAGGAUACCUGAGGCACAGAAACUUCAGAAAAGUUUUGGUCUCCUUUUGAAAGGCCAAUACUACAACUACUACAAUAAUUCUGUGACAGAAAGGAGAAGGAAAGAUGACAAGACAACCUUGCGACCAUUUCCAAAUUGUGAUUCCCAAUUAGCACUCAACCAUUUUGACCGAAAUAAGCACAUGAUAAGACCAGUCAGCAUAAAAAAGACUGUAACAAAUUAUUUUAAAAUAAUUUCUUACUAAAAGUGUUCAAGACCAGCAGCAUGCCAGCAUUCCUCAAUUUUCAUUCCCCAAGACUGAGUAGUAGUGGAAAUGCCUAAAUGAAAGUGCGUAAAACUCAAGAUUCUACAAUUCCCUCUCAUAACCUAUAUUCCUCUUUACAAUUAUCUGCUCCACCUUCACAUGUUUAAACAGUGGACUUAAAACAAUCAUUACAUGACCCUGUUGCUGCCUCAGCAGUUUGAUUUCUCCUUCUGCUUUGCUAACGUGCGCUUCAAUUCCUUCAAGUUCUCUGUCAAUACCUCCACCUCAUCCAUUCGUCCACUAUGUUUGGCAUCAAAUAUAUAAGCUUUGAUAUUAUCUAUCUGUUGGAGAAGCAGUUCUUCCUCAAUAACCUCCUCUCCUGAGAGCUCAUUGUCAUCGUCCACUUCAAAGGGAUUGGUAGAGGAUCCCUCUUCAAAUGGAUUCCCAGAAUUCCAUCUGUCCCCAGGCUUUUGAAAUGUAUUUCCAUCCUCUUCAAAGGGAUUUGAAGUACUGACGGCUGCUCCAUUAGUUUGUUCAUCCUCCUCAUCAUUUUCAAAUGGAUUAUAUUCCUUUUUGUCACUCUGCAAAGCUGUGUUAGAAAAAGAAGCCAUUUGAGAAGCGCCUUUGGCAAAUAGAUUAGCAGGGUCUUCCUCUAAUUGAGGAGUAUCUGCAUCAUCUUCAAAGGGGUUUAGAGAUGCUGUCUGAUUUUGGUCUUUGCCUCUAUCACACCGUGGGACAUUCUGGGGUCUGACCGGGACGAUCAAGUGCUCUUUAGCUGGCAGCUCUUCAACAACAGGAGCUUUAAAACUUGGGUUCCUUUUGAUCUGAGUAAUAUCCAAAUCCAAUGCAUGUGCUAUCAAGUUCUGAUUCUCUUUUUCGGCUUCAUGCUGAUGCUGCUUGACUUCUCUGAAGUCUAAGGAGCGUGUCCUUGAGUGCUGAGACAUGACUUUGUGGUGUUCUCUUUCCCACUCUUUUUCACGAAGAACCUGAAGUUCCUCCCUCUGCAUUUCUUCCUCUUCUGCCUGUUUUUUAGAAAGCUCAAUAGCUUUCUGAGUCUGCUGUUGAUCAUACUCAUCCUGAAGCUGUCUCAGGUUCUCUUGCAACAUAUGGACUUCAUCUAUCCGAUUAGCUGCCUUUGCUUGCUUAAUAAAGGAUGUGAUAUUGUCAAUCUGCUGAAGAAGUGGGUCUGCUAUCUCUCUCUCUCGAGAUAUGCUAGAUGUGGGUAACCAGCCUUCGGAUUUCCUUACUGUUCCUUUUUUCGGAUGAGUUGCGUCACCAUUAACUGCAGCUGCAGAUCUGGAGAUCAAAUCUUUCUGCUUUUCCUCUUGUUUUCUGCACGUUUCAAGAGCCACCUAAGACAGUCAGCAUUUAGAACACCAUAAGCUUGAAAAAUGCCACUUUUAUAUCUAUAGCUACAAAAAGUUAGGAUAGCUACAUUAGACAUUGCUGGCCCCCACUGAAAGGGAUCGGUAGCAUUUUUGGUUACUUUAUGCAUUUAUGCUUUCCCCAGUCUUUAGAAGAGACCCUAGAGUCACAACAGGUAUUUGCAAGGAAUUCAGUUAAAGCGAUUCUCUUAAUUUCAGAAAUACAUCUCCCUGGUAAGUACCUUAGAGUACACUUCCAGGCCAACAUGAAAAAGUGUGCCUCACAACACAAAUAUACUCAAAGAGAAGUGAGCAUCACACUGCAGAAAAUGCCUGUUUUCACAGUACUACCUAAAUGCUUCUCUUCAUUCAUCUGUGAAGAUACUUAUCAAAAUCCCAUCACAUAUGCCUAUACAAACUUCAGGCCAAGCAGAAGCAGUGAUGGUACUGCACAUAGAGCAAAAAUUGCCUAGGCAACUGUGCCAAAAAUGGUUUCAAAUUGAUUUGGAUAGUAACCUAAUCACAUCUGACUAUAGCAGACACUUCUGUAAUGGAGCAUCACACAAUGUUAAAGGUCAUUAAUAUGAUUAGAUUAUGGAAUGCAAUAUAUCACCAAGUUUUAGAGAAUAUAAAUGCAUCCUGCCUCAAGAAACUGUACCAAAAAAUUUAACAAGAUUCUUAUUUCUCAGCUUCUACCUUAAGAUAAAGCUGAUUUACUGUAUAAUUAAUGAUAUCUUCCCUCCUAACUGAAAAACAAACAAAACCCCCACCCUCUCUCUGAAGAGGCAUCCUCAUUCUAGAUGUGUGCUCUUUUAUGACCUAAUGAAGUCUCCAAACUCUACUUGUGCAAAUGGGCUCCACAACACAAACUUCAAACCCACAAACUAACAGAAUUGUGUAUAUAGUUACAUCUUUGUAGGAGGCCCCCAUAAAAGAUGGCAUAGAUCUUAACUUUUCUUACCAUAUGCAAUCUUUUCUUCUUCAACUCUUCAUACUGGUCUUUGGUUGGCAGGGACAUCAGACCAAGGAGUUUUUCCUG
Messenger RNA from Dromaius novaehollandiae (emu), 6633 nucleotides. It is a transcript of the gene MRPS25, whose product is annotated as mitochondrial ribosomal protein S25. NCBI's taxonomy places the organism in Eukaryota, Metazoa, Chordata, Aves, Casuariiformes, Dromaiidae. Gene Ontology annotation, cellular component: mitochondrion. The record is from RefSeq and is a predicted model, not a curated record. The transcript is spliced from 4 exons. Gene Ontology annotation, molecular function: structural constituent of ribosome. The coding region runs from base 233 to 754 and encodes 173 amino acids.